AUGGAGAACAAGGAAAACAGGACGGCGGGAGAAAGUACAGGAAAGACGUCGCAGAAGUCCGAUGGGCAGGAGCAAGAGCAAGAGCAAGAGCAAGAGGAGCAGGAGCAGGAGCAGGAGCAGGGGGAGUAUGAGUAUGAGUAUGAGAAUGACAAUGACAAUGAGAAUGAGUAUGAAAACGAGUAUGUGAACCAGCCAUCGAGCAACCGCCAACACGAUUCGGUGCUAGCCGGCUCGUCUGACUCUCUGUCCCCGGUCAAAUCGACGAAGUUGGGCAUCACGUCGUCAGCGGCAGCUGCUGCCACUGCUGCGGAUACCGCCGACGACGCAACCGGCGUGGGCUCGCAGCCCUCUUUCAAACAGCUUAUCGCACGGUUCCACCACAUCGUCAAGGAUAACAAUCGUGAGGCGUCGCCGGACUACGACGCAAGAGGCCCAACCCAGGACCAGGACUACGAAGAGAGUGAGGCAGAGGGCGAGGAGGAACCGAGCACGGAACUCCUCGUGUUUAACAACGGCCUCUCCACUCUUAAGAACAAAUACCAAUCUACCAUUAACACGUUGCAGGUCAAGGUGCACGAAAACACGGCCACCAUCAAUAGCCUCAACAACCAGAUCGGCGACUACCGAAGCAAGAUCGAAAACCUCCACCUCACGGUCCAGCAGUCACAGCUGGACGCCCAGGCACUUGCAGACAAGAAUGACAUCAUGCAAGACGAGCUCACUAUCUUGCAGAGCAAGAUCGCAAAGCUCGACAAGCAGCUCGUGCUGGAGAAGACGAAGAAGUCGAAGCUUUCUGCGCAAAUCACCCAGCUCUCCGAGCUCCUCGAAACCGUUUUCAAGGGCUACGAGUCAAUGCAUGCAACCGUCUCCGACCUUCGGCAGGAAAAUACAGACCUCCACCAGUCCGUCUCCCAGUACGAGACACGCAUAGCUGCCUUUGACGAUACCCUCAAGUCGGAGCUCGAGUCCUUGGCGCAGGAGCUCUACAUCCAGUACGCAGAGAAACACGAGGCCAAGAUUGCCAAGCUUCGGGCCGCCUACGAAAGCAAGUACGCUAAGAAGCAGGCCACCUUCAGAGAUAGAUUCCAGUUGCUGCAAGACCAGCAGGAGACCCUGAAACAGGAGCUGACCCACGUCAAGAACAGACUGCAGGUCGAGACCAGCGAAAAACGACAGCUUGUAAAGCUAUGGGACGAGUACGUCGCCCUGGACAAGAAGGAUGUUGACGAGAUGUCGAACUUCGUCAAGCGCCUCAAGUAA
Molecule: messenger RNA, 1260 nt
Organism: Pichia membranifaciens NRRL Y-2026
Lineage: Eukaryota; Fungi; Ascomycota; Pichiomycetes; Pichiales; Pichiaceae
Exons: 1
Coding region: 1-1260 (419 amino acids)
Source: RefSeq, a predicted model, not a curated record